Molecule: messenger RNA, 1580 nt
Organism: Boleophthalmus pectinirostris (great blue-spotted mudskipper)
Lineage: Eukaryota; Metazoa; Chordata; Actinopteri; Gobiiformes; Gobiidae
Gene: mlf2
Product: myeloid leukemia factor 2
Exons: 7
Coding region: 278-1042 (254 amino acids)
Biological process (GO): regulation of DNA-templated transcription
Cellular component (GO): nucleus; cytoplasm
Source: RefSeq, a predicted model, not a curated record
CCGUGAACUUUUUCUCAGCGGAGGCUUCUCUUUGUCAAAGCCCUGACUUCCGUUUCUGUGUUUUCUACAGAUUUCUGGAAACUACGACCAGAGGAGACAGCUACAGGACUCGGUCACAAACUCUGCACCGUGGGGGUAUCACGCUCAGACUUCAGUGAGAGAGGUUUAGUUUAGUCUUAGGGUUUCGUUUUGACAUCUUGUUUCAGCUUUAAAAACACGAGUGUACGGCUAACGCUAGCUGGCUAGUGGUGGUGGCAGCCAGCUGAUUGAUCCCAGUAUGUUUCGGUACUUGAAUGACGUGGAUGAGGACCCCUUCAUGAUGGAUCCUUUCGCUGCUCACAGACAGCACAUGAGGAGCAUGUUUGACCCCUUCGGGAUGGACCCCUUUGCCCUCGCCGUGCCUCAGAUGCAGAUACGUCCUGCUCGUAGACCAGUGACUGCGGUAAGAACCUGUGGUGUCAUUUUAAAGUUAAUCGAACUCAGCAUCAGUUUCCAGUUAGACAGAAAAAUUAAGCUUGCUUUGUAUUUUUUAUUUUUUCAUUUGCAGGAAAGAAUGACCGGUUCACCAAACUGUCAGACGUUUUCUUCUUCUACUGUGAUUUCAUACUCUGCCACAGACAGCGGCACUCCUCAAGUGUAUCAGCAGACCAGUGAAACGCGGACAGGCCCAGGCGGGAUCCGUGAAACUCGUCAGUCGAUGAGAGACAGUGAGAGCGGUCUGGAGCGACUGGCCAUCGGGCACCACAUCGGGGAGAGGGCACAUAUAAUGGAGCGCUCCCGAAACCGCCGCACUGGAGACCGGGAGGAACGGCAAGACUUCAUCAACCUGGAUGAAACUGAGGCUGCUGCUUUUGAUGAAGAGUUCAGGAGAGAGGCUGGACGGUACGGCCCAAACCCGAGGUCCCUGGACUAUCGUGAGCGACGCGGAGGAGGGCAGCAGCUGGCCCUCACUGCCCCCCCGAGCGCCGACUCCCCUUCAGGCCAUAGGCAAGAGUCUCCCAGACACCGCCAGCACCAGCCGCGCCCACGCUACGACUGGUGAACAGUGGACCAGGACUGAAGCUUAAAAUGUGAACCAGUGUAUAUGGAGAAGUUUUACGGGACAUCGGAAGGAUCGGUCAGACUGUCAUUGAUUUGAACAGAACUGGACUGCCUCUACAUAACAGCAUAUUGCACACAGAACGAAACUACACACGCAGUAGUUUUCCUCGCAGUUGUGCAACUUUAAUGUUACUUCCAAAACUCAUAAUGGCAAAUUUGAGUCCACAUAUUAUUCUUAUACUUUAUUUAUAAUGAUAAACUUGACUUGUUUUGGCCACUGCACAUUAGUGCUACACAGUGCAACUGCUGUAAAGCCCAUUUGAUGUUCGUGAAGGCGUGUGUUUGUGAAAUAAAUUGUAAAACUAAUAAUUAAACUUAAUAAGGAGUUCAUUAAACAUUAGAUAAUUGCAAAUGUGUUCCGGUGGCUUGACUUGAUACCUCGUUUGAUAGGAGAAGUGACGGAGUGAAGAACUAGUUUUUGUAUGUAAUUGUUAGACUUUUUGUGGUAUUGCAUGAAAUAAAUAAGUCACCUAUUUUCA